CCGGGCCUUGGUCGGGCGGAGCAGCGCCCAGUGGGGACCCAUUCAUUUUUCUGGCAUCUCUCUGGGCGUGGGGCCCAAUCUGCCGGCGUGCCCGAAAGCCCACGGGUCUCAGGCGGGAAGGGCAGGCCCCGGGAGGGCACUUGACCUUAAGCCUCUUUACCUCCGCAGCGAGGAAGCGGGAGAGGAGCCCACGCCGCCUGUCACCCAAGUCCUGCAGCCGCGCCUCCCCGAAGAAUAGAAAAUGUUCGCCUGCGCCAAGCUCGCCUGCACCCCCGCUCUGAUCCGAGCUGGAUCCAGAGUUGCAUACAGACCAAUUUCUGCAUCAGUGUUAUCUCGACCAGAAGCUUGGACUGGAGAGGGCUCAGGAGUGUUUAAUGGGGCCCAGAAUGGUGUGUCUCCACUAAUCCGAAGGGAGUUUCGGACCAGUGCAAUCAGCAGAGACAUUGAUACUGCUGCCAAAUUUAUUGGUGCAGGUGCUGCAACAGUAGGAGUGGCUGGUUCUGGUGCUGGUAUUGGAACCGUCUUUGGCAGCCUCAUCAUUGGCUAUGCCAGAAACCCUUCUCUGAAGCAGCAGCUGUUCUCAUAUGCUAUCCUGGGAUUUGCCUUGUCUGAAGCUAUGGGUCUCUUUUGUUUGAUGGUUGCUUUCUUGAUUUUGUUUGCCAUGUAACAAAAAUUACUGUUGGAGAUGUUGGCAUUCAUAUUAAUUACGGAAUGGAUAUAAUUCUGUGUAUCUUACUGUGACUCCGAAAACUGUAGUGUUGGUGUCAUGGAAAUGUACGUUAUUUCCAAAGUCAUUUCAUUAAAGAUGAAAACUUUAAUUUUUGCUGUGAUCUGUACUUCUCUAAAUUUGGUUGACCACACAGAAGAGCAUAUACGUGGCAGAUGCU
Chrysochloris asiatica (Cape golden mole) is the source of this 887-nucleotide messenger RNA. It is a transcript of the gene ATP5MC3, whose product is annotated as ATP synthase, H+ transporting, mitochondrial Fo complex, subunit C3 (subunit 9). The record is from RefSeq and is a predicted model, not a curated record. The transcript is spliced from 4 exons. Bases 242 to 667 code for a protein of 141 amino acids. Gene Ontology annotation, biological process: proton motive force-driven ATP synthesis; proton transmembrane transport. Gene Ontology annotation, molecular function: proton transmembrane transporter activity. NCBI's taxonomy places the organism in Eukaryota, Metazoa, Chordata, Mammalia, Afrosoricida, Chrysochloridae.